Molecule: messenger RNA, 1341 nt
Organism: Oikopleura dioica
Lineage: Eukaryota; Metazoa; Chordata; Appendicularia; Copelata; Oikopleuridae
Source: the annotation of a GenBank genome assembly
AUGGCGGAAAUAGCGCGCGGGGAUGAUGAAUGGUCGACCAAGGAGGAGGAUUCUAGAGAUGGCCCGGAUAAAGAGAGUGAGGGAAAAUUGACGCUGCCGACAAUGCCGGCGGUGGAGAAAGAAAUGGACCAGGUGGAGCACGAUGUGCCCACUGGAAACAUCACUUACUUUGAGCCGAAAUUAUAUCUCCAGCGCUACGACUAUGUAAUAAAUUACAUUGAGAAGACAAAAGCGAAGUCAGUGAUCGACUUGGGAUGUGCGGAGUGCAAGUUUGUUCGCGAACUCGCCAAAUUACAGUUGAGAAGAGUUGUGGGAGUGGAUAUUCAAAAAGAGUUGUUGGUAAGCAACAAAUUCACGCUAGAGUCGAACUUUGACAAUUUCUACUUGGGAAAUGAUUUCAAGAGGGAACAUGAUUGUUCUGUUGAGCUCUACCAAGGAAACGCUUGCGAAGCUCCAGAAACAAGUCUCCAAGGAAUCGACUUCUUGAGCUGCAUCGAGUUGAUCGAGCACAUCAACGAAGAAGAUCAUCCUGGCUUGUUGAAGACGAUUUUCCGCGACAUACGGCCAAAAACAGCGAUAAUUACGACACCAAACGGUGAUUUCAAUUCGCACUGGUCGACGAUGCCGCAUGGCAAUUUCAGACAUGACGAUCAUCGAUUUGAAUGGACAAGGGAGGAGUUCAAAAAGUUCACUGAGCAUUGUCUGCGGGAGUAUCCUGAGUACUCGGUAAAAAUCGAAGGCAUUGGAAAACACUGGGGAGGAGACUACUCCAAGGGUUUCUGCAGCCAAUCAGCAGUCUUCACUCUCAAGCCCUAUCCAAGUCUUCAUCCCGAGCGACCUCUAAAGUCGAAGUACAAGCAAAUCCACAAGACGACAUUGCGGAAGUUUGACUUCAAAUCGAUGCUCUACGAUGCAGUGCUUCAGAUUCUCAACACUUCUGCUGAGAUUCCAGAGCCUGACGAAGCACAGCGGCAUAAGUCCUGGACGUCUCCUGACGAGAGGAAGCCUGCCGGUGCCUUUACUGAGGAGAUCGGCAAGUAUUAUCGAUUUCCGACUGGACCUCAGAACUGGACGGAUAACGACGAAGACCACUGUGCGCAAGCGACCAUAGAUACCAGCCAGUACGAGUUGCACCAUCAGCAUUAUCAUUCCGUGCUAGAAUGUGAACACUGUCCAUAUUGUGAAUACUACUACUAUCCGCAAUGUGGACCACAGCUGAUUCACGCGUUCGUAGUUAACCUACCCCUAGAUGUGCCACAAGAAUGUGACCACGAUCCAGAGUGCGAGUACAUGUGCUAUCCGCAACCGGGCUCUCGUGCUCUUCUUUACGCCCUAGCUUAA